Messenger RNA from Punctularia strigosozonata HHB-11173 SS5, 1053 nucleotides. RefSeq lists its product as uncharacterized. The coding region runs from base 1 to 1053 and encodes 350 amino acids. The record is from RefSeq and is a predicted model, not a curated record. Lineage: Eukaryota; Fungi; Basidiomycota; Agaricomycetes; Corticiales; Punctulariaceae. The transcript is spliced from 4 exons.
AUGUUGGCGCCUGUUCCGUCGCCCGCAUUGCGGUCCAGUCCUCAUGAAGCAGUGGUUGUCACGGUCGACCUCCCCACUGUCGACCAGCUGAUGGAGUCGUGGCUCGACAUGAAGCACUGCAGCGAGAACGAACCGGGUCUUGAUCUGAAGCGCAGGCAGAACGCACCCGUCGUCCAGGACCAACGCCUCACGCUCGCAUGGAAGAGUGAUACCGACUUUGAACUUGCGUUGGACGAUCUCUUUCCGCAAGACUUCGCGUUUUUCAUCGACGCACCAGGCUUCUCAGCUCAACGCCUUCACAACAAUCAUGAACACCAAUCCAAGGACACGCUUCAUGGCCGGCCGCGGACCGAUCUGUCGUUCGCCGUUCUCCCUCCAUCGACGCUGUCAUAUUCCUCCUUAUCGGCACGUCCCUUGAGUGAGGUUGAGCCUUUUGGAUAUGCAAGCACGCAUAAACCCAAAAAAACCCACCGCGUUGGUCUUCUCAAUCCUCGCAGAUCCCAUGUCGUUACGCCAGGUACAUCAAGCAUCGCCCAGCUUGACUUGCGGAGCCAGGAGCUUGCCCCUGGCUCUGGCAACGCCAAGCCUCUGUUAGCGCCCGGUAGCACGGUCAACCAUUUCUGUUCGGGUGGUUCAAAUCCUCCCCAACGGCCGGGUCCCCCUUUGAACCCUGACAGUGGCAUCGCAGUGCAAGAGCCAGACGGUCUCCGCCGUUCCGGCAGAUUCAAGAAGCAGGCACUGUCACCUGAAACAUAUACCAAUCGUCGCAAGCGGAAGCUUGACGACGACUACCUCCCGACCUCGGAUCUGGACGACGACGACUACGCCGCCAAGCCGAGCAAGAAGAAGGCAUGCGUAAAGAAAUCGAAGGUCAAGCAGACCGUCUCCCAGCGAUCCAAGCCAUUCUAUUGCGCCAAGUGCGGAGUAGGUUUCCAUCGCGCGUACGAUUUUCACGUUCGGCACCUUAUAUCGGUAAAGCACGCCGGUAACCGGGAUGGCACGGUAACGCACUUCAACAAAGGCUAUUGCGAGAGGACGGCCCCGAACGUGUGA